AGCCUUUCGAGUAUAGCCAGUCGCGAUCGGCGAUCGGCGAUCAGUGAGGGCCCAGCGCUCGACAAACACGCGCGUGCAGACAAUGGAAGGAGUAGACGGCACGUAGAGAGAGCAGAGCAGUCUUAUCGUGUCUCGGUUAUACUCUUAAAAAGCCGCGCUCAGUUCUUCCCCGGACAGACAGUCGCGGGUAUCAGAAUGGACGAGAAGCACCAUCACACGACUACCGGUCUGGACAAUCCUGGCUUCGAGCCGACCUCCAGGAGGAUCAGCCAGACGUCCUUCGACACGAACCCAGUGAUCGAGAGGAAGAAAUCGAUACUGCACAUAAGCAGAUCGGCGAGCUUCGAGAACAUGCACAAGCACGACAUGGAGAACGGCCGAUCGCACAACUUCCACAUGGCCGCGAGGAAGAAAUCGGCUUUCAGUCUGUCCAGCUCGAUCAGGGAUAAGGUCGAGUACACCGACGAGCUCGAGCGAUCCUGGCUCUACCUGUUCUGCACGCGUUGCCACGGCCGAGCCGAAGCCGAUUCCUGGGAGCCGACCGGCUGGCGACGCGCCUGUCCUCAGCCUUUCUGUCCGACCUAUCGGAAAUUCGCCCGGGUCCUAUGUCUCCUGCUUCUGGGACUCUUACUCUGGGGCGUCGUCUACUCGAUCAUCGGUGAGGAUGCCGCACCUGGUGGACCACUCUUCGGACUGGCUUGUCUCAGCAUAGCCGCCCACUUUGCCGGAUGGCUCGUCACGCUCGCCAAUAUGCCGGCACUCAUCGGCAUGCUGCUCACGGGGAUCAUACUGCAGAACACCGGCCUCGUCAGCAUCGAAGGAUCUUAUGCCAGGGUCGUCGCCGACCUGAGGAAAAUCGCUCUGGUGAUAAUCCUGACCCGUGCAGGUCUGGACCUGGACCCGGAAGCGAUGAAGAGCAUGAAGAUCACGGUACCGAAGGUCGGCCUGCUGCCUUGGCUCGUCGAGGCUCUGGUGGUAUCUGUGGGCACCCACUACCUCAUGGGUCUACCCUGGAUAUGGGGCUUCCUCCUGGGCAGCAUAAUCGCGGCCGUCUCGCCAGCCGUCGUCGUGCCAUGUCUCUUCAGGCUCAGGUCCAAGGGAUACGGCGUCGCCAAGGGAAUUCCAACGCUGAUAAUAGCCGUGGCGGGUAUCGACGACGCCGCCUCAGUCGCCAUCUACGGCAUCAUCCAUAGCGUCAUGUUCUCCAACGACGCUCUGUGGUACCAGAUCCUUCAAGGGCCUAUCGCCAUCGUCGGCGGCAUCGGAUUCGGCGUCAUCUGGGGCGCCCUGUCCAGAUACGUACCGGAGAAGGGAGACCCGUUCAUGGUACCGAUGCGAGUGCUGAUGUUGCUGGGGGGCGGCUUGCUGGCGGUCUUUGGCAGCGAGUUGAUCAACCUGGGCGGAGCUGGACCUCUGGCGGUCGUUGCCGCGGCUUUCGUCAGCUGCUACUUGUGGCAGAAGGACGGCUGGGAACCGGACGACAACCCGGUGGCGACAUCCUUCGAGAUCUUCUGGAUGAUCUUCGAGCCGAUCCUCUUCGGAGUCACUGGUACGCAGAUCAAGCUGGGCGAGCUGAACGGCAACACGGUCUACAUCGGUAUCGGCUGUCUCCUGGCCGGCAUCGUCAUCCGCAUCCUGGUGACCGUCCUGGUGGGCAUAGGCUCCCGACUCAACCUCAAGGAGAAGAUCUUCAUCGCCCUGGCUUGUAUGGCCAAGGCUACCGUCCAGGCAGCCCUGGGUCCAGCUACCCUGGACAAGCUGGACCCCAACGACACGGAGCAACGCGGCCACGGCGAGAUCGUCCUGAUGCUUUGCGUCCUCUCCAUCCUGCUGACCGCACCAACUGGUGCCAUAGUCAUCAUGCUCUCGGGGCCGAAGCUUCUGACCAAGACCAGGGCGCCGGUCGCGCCGACUGGACACAACAGCUCCUGGAGGACCAGGAGGCCGUCCAUCAGGGACAUAUCCAUCAUCAAUGAGAUGCCCGACCUGGAGGAGACCACCCUGCCAUCUAGCGAGACGGCCGCGAACUCGAACUCGUCGCUCAGCAACCUGGGCAACAACCUGGUUCACCACAACAACCUCAGCCACGUGCUCAACCACGAUAACAACCAUCGAUAACGACGUGUCGUCCUGUUUCGUCCUCUGUAUCAUAUUAACUGUAUACCAUGAUCGUCAUCCCCUCAUUCGUUCCAUGUUGUUGUCUCUGCAUCAGAAUGUGCCUUCGAUAUUGUUAAGGAAGAGAGAUAGAGAGUUAGCUCGUAAGUUUACUUUAUGAUAGCCGAUAUGUAUUUUGACUCUACUUAUUAUGUGACGACGUGUUAAGUAGACACUCAUUUUUAUACAUGUCUCUUAUGCCUUCGUACAUCCAUCCCUUAGCCCUACUACAUUGUGUAUAUGUAUAUCUCAAGAAAAAAAGAAGCACAUGUAAAGGAGAGUUAUAUAUUAUAUAAGAUUAACUAAUUUUUAGAUCUCUACAUAAAAGCGACAGUCUUUUUAUUACGAAUGAAAGCUUGUGCAUGUUUUAUUUAAUAAAUAUUAGAAAAUACGAUUA
Molecule: messenger RNA, 2551 nt
Organism: Nasonia vitripennis (jewel wasp)
Lineage: Eukaryota; Metazoa; Arthropoda; Insecta; Hymenoptera; Pteromalidae
Gene: Nha1
Product: sodium/hydrogen exchanger 9B2
Exons: 6
Coding region: 196-2118 (640 amino acids)
Biological process (GO): proton transmembrane transport
Cellular component (GO): membrane
Molecular function (GO): antiporter activity
Source: RefSeq, a predicted model, not a curated record